AUGGGUUUCGGCACGUUUGUUCACCACAUCGGCACGCUGCUGCUGCUCGUCGCGACGGUGCUGCUCAUCGUCGUCGACAUCACGGCGCCCGUCGUCAACAACAUCUCCAUCCUCAAGGUCGACCUCGGGCCCACCGUCGUAGGGACGCAGGUAACCUUUGGAACCUUUGGCUACUGCCACCGAGGUGUCAGGAACACGGACCAAUGCUCCAACGCCAGGAUCGGCUACAACCCGGCGCUCGUCAUGAACUCGAUCGCCGGCACCGACUUCUCUGACGCCUCGGAGAACACGGCCAAGGGCCUCACGCGGGUCAUGGUCCUGCACCCGGUCGCCACCGGCCUGUGCUUCAUCGCCUUCCUGCUCUGCCUUGGCACGGGCAUCUGCGGCUCGCUCAUGGCCACCUUUUUCUCCCUGCUCUCCUUUGUCGUCACCGUCGUCGCCAUGAUCUGCGACUUUGUCGCCUUUUCCAUCAUCAAGCACGAGGUCAACGACGACGACCGCGCGAGGGCCUACUGGGGCCCCGGCAUCUGGCUCAUGCUCGUCUCCGCCAUCCUUACGCUCGCCGCCGCCGUCGUUGUCUUCAUCACCUGCUGCGCCGGUCGUUCCAAAAAGCGCCGCUCCGUCGGGCACUCCAAGGAGGGCUUCGCCGAGCCCGCUCCCCGUCGGCGCUUCUGGCAGCGCGGUGGCCGCUACUAG
Messenger RNA from Purpureocillium lilacinum, 696 nucleotides. RefSeq lists its product as uncharacterized. The record is from RefSeq and is a predicted model, not a curated record. Lineage: Eukaryota; Fungi; Ascomycota; Sordariomycetes; Hypocreales; Ophiocordycipitaceae. Gene Ontology annotation, cellular component: cell division site; plasma membrane; growing cell tip.